This is a messenger RNA of Trichoderma atroviride IMI 206040, 951 nucleotides long. RefSeq lists its product as uncharacterized. The record is from RefSeq and is a predicted model, not a curated record. Lineage: Eukaryota; Fungi; Ascomycota; Sordariomycetes; Hypocreales; Hypocreaceae.
AUGGCCACGCUCACAUCCCGCAUCACCCUCAAGGGCGACGAGCCCGCCGGCCCCGAAGACUACCUCUCCACGUCGCUCGGCGUCAUCUUCCCCGACGACGUCACCAACCAGCACGGCGACGCAGAGCACUCGCUCAUCUACGCCUCGCCCAAGCUGCCCAGGCCGCUGCUGAUUGAGCUCGCCGAGCCCGAGGGCGAGACGGACCGCCGCCUGUUCAGCCACUACCUGUGGAACGCGUCGCUGCUGCUGGCGGAGCUUAUCGAGCGGGAUUCCCUGGAGGCUGAGAGCGAAGCUGGAACGACAGAGGGACUGGGCGAGGGACUGAGCUUUGACACGCGAGGCUUGAGCACCGUGGAGCUGGGCGCGGGGACGGCCCUGCCGAGCAUCAUGGCCGGCUUGCUCGGCGCAAAGAGCGUUGCUGUCACGGACUAUCCCGCCCCGGCGGUCAUGAAGACGCUGCGCGACAACGUUGCUCGCAAUAUCAAGCCCGAGUUUGCUCCCCUAGGGAGCGACUCCAGCAGCAGUCUCCCCGUGACGACGGACAUUACCGUCGAGGGCCACGAAUGGGGCGUCUUUGACAGCUCUUCUCCUUCUUCAUUCCCCGCCUCUCACGCCCACAGCGCCGACCGCCUCUUCGUAGCAGACUGUCUCUGGAUGCCCUGGCAGCACGCCAACCUGCGCCGCUCCGUCAACCACUUCCUCAAGAAGACGGCGACGGCGCGGGCCUGGGUCGUGGCCGGCUUCCACACGGGCCGCGCCAAGAUGGCCGGCUUCUACGACGCCGAGGCGCUGCGCGAGGAGGGCGGCGUGGAGAUUGAGCGCAUCUGGGAGAGGGAUUGCGAUGGCGUUGAGAGGGCGUGGGAUGUGGAGAGGGAGGACGACAUCACGGUGCGCAAGAGGUGGCUUGUUGUUGCGGUGUUGAAGAGGUGUGAGGGCAUGGUUUUUGAAUGA